Molecule: messenger RNA, 269 nt
Organism: Drosophila elegans
Lineage: Eukaryota; Metazoa; Arthropoda; Insecta; Diptera; Drosophilidae
Product: cytochrome c oxidase assembly factor 4 homolog, mitochondrial
Exons: 1
Coding region: 72-269 (65 amino acids)
Biological process (GO): mitochondrial respiratory chain complex IV assembly
Cellular component (GO): mitochondrial intermembrane space
Source: RefSeq, a predicted model, not a curated record
CCCUGGCCGAAUUUCGUAAUUCGAAACGAAUUGGAGCAAUAGCAAUUUCAGCCGGCUGCGUGCAGAAGAAAAUGUCCGCAGCGACGGAUCAGGAUCCAGUGGAACUGAUGCUGAAGAAGACCGGUUGCAUAGAGCUCCACUACAAGGUGCAGGAGUGCAUUGCCGAAACGGGCGACUGGCGGGCCUGCCAGGACAAGGUGAAGGAGUUCCGGGCUUGUAUGCAGAAGUACGUGGAGCAGCAGAGCCAGAAAUAUGCCCACGUCAAGUAG